Molecule: messenger RNA, 1082 nt
Organism: Anolis carolinensis (green anole)
Lineage: Eukaryota; Metazoa; Chordata; Lepidosauria; Squamata; Anolidae
Gene: eloc
Product: elongin C
Exons: 4
Coding region: 192-530 (112 amino acids)
Biological process (GO): ubiquitin-dependent protein catabolic process
Cellular component (GO): elongin complex
Molecular function (GO): protein-macromolecule adaptor activity
Source: RefSeq, a predicted model, not a curated record
CUCUGUCUGCGCUUGUGCUUCAGGAACCGGAAGUAGGUGUCUCUGACCCAGCGGAAGUGGCUUCGACGAGGGAAGGGGAGUAUUUUUCCCGGUUGGGGAACCGCCAGGGGUUCCUGAGACGCGAGCGGGCGAGGAAGAGAUCCUGUUUGUAAAUCGGUAAAAGCUAAGAGCCAAGCAUUUGAUAAGGAGAGAUGGAUGGAGAAGAGAAAACAUAUGGCGGGUGUGAAGGCCCUGAUGCUAUGUAUGUGAAACUGAUAUCCUCUGAUGGUCAUGAAUUCAUUGUUAAACGAGAACAUGCACUCACAUCAGGAACAAUAAAAGCUAUGUUAAGUGGCCCAGGACAAUUUGCUGAAAAUGAAACAAAUGAAGUAAAUUUUAGAGAGAUUCCUUCCCAUGUCCUAUCAAAAGUAUGCAUGUAUUUCACCUACAAGGUUCGCUACACUAACAGCUCCACAGAGAUCCCAGAAUUUCCUAUUGCACCUGAAAUUGCGCUGGAAUUGCUGAUGGCUGCAAACUUCCUAGAUUGUUAAAUAAAAUAAGUUAUAAUAAAAAUGUAAACUUCCCCCAGUAUUUAAUACAUGUAGUUCGGUUAGUAUCUUUUUUUCAUCUAGCAUGUUCUGUAUUUUUGGUUAAGAAGUGUAAUGGUCACAGUUGCUGACAGUGAUUUUGCAUAUGGCCCAUUCAUGCUCAGGUUUUGUUUUGGUGCUUACACAAGUCACAGACUUCUUACCAACUGACAAAUAAACAAACAUGCCAAUUAGUGGAUGACUUUGCUUUAUCCUUUAGUGAUGACAAAGAGCUAUUUGUAACACAAAAUCACUGAAAAUUUGAUAAAUUGUUGAUAAACAGCAGACUGUUAUGGCUGUAAUCCUGUAUCUACUUACCUACAAGACUUGCAGAUCUAUGUAGAUGCAUAGGAUUGUUCUGUUAAAAUGUUUGUGGCAUGGUUCCCCUCCCCCUUUUUUUUGGCUUGGCCUUUUAUAUUGUCGAAAUAUUCAAACUGUCUGAGCAUAUUAAACUGAUUCCCACUAGCAUGUUAAAUAUUUUUCUUUUAGCAAAUAUUAAAUACGGUGUUCUUGUAA